AUGCAUCAGCACUAUGACUGUGGAGGAGGGAAGGAGGCCGCCUGGCGGCGGUUCCUUGGCGGCUUAGGCAAGACGCAUCUUCCCCGGCCUGACACGCAUGACGACUCCAACGGCCACCAUGCCCAGCCCCACGACAAAGGCGAGGACGCGCUGGACUUUCCACCCGCGCAUCUGGGACCACGUCGCGAACAUGCCGGCGAGGAAGGCCGUGAACAUGCUCAGAAACAGGAGGAUGUACCCCGAGAUGCUGCCGUUAGCCACAUCAGACCCACAGCCAUGUAA
This is a messenger RNA of Trichosporon asahii var. asahii CBS 2479, 282 nucleotides long. RefSeq lists its product as uncharacterized. Lineage: Eukaryota; Fungi; Basidiomycota; Tremellomycetes; Trichosporonales; Trichosporonaceae. Bases 1 to 282 code for a protein of 93 amino acids. The record is from RefSeq and is a predicted model, not a curated record. The transcript has a single exon.